AAUGAGUGUGUAAUGGAUUUUUUGAUUCGUGGGAGGGCUGUGAUUUGAGUCAAAUAUAUAACGCACGUGUUUGGUAUAGUAUGUUAUGUAAUUGGGCCAGUACAUAAAAGUUUGAACAUAAAAUUAUGUGUAUACAGAAUUAUUCGCAGAAAAAUAACCUAUUUAUGCGUAACUUUCAAAGCAUCAAUUCUCAUUCCCAUAAAUAAUUUGUAAAUGCAUUUGAAAACGGGAAUUUUAUCAAUGUCGUGGGGGUUUUGGCGACCGGGGCGGCGCUAGUUGUAUAAAAUUAUUGAAGUGAUGCUUGCAUGCUCUUGUAUAUGUUUGCAUGUCCGAAGUCAAAAGACAUAACCAAUACAAAUGAAAAAAUCCCCUUCCCGUGGAUCAACACGAUCGACUGACGCUGACAAUUUGAAAGUUGGAACGUCAUCAGUGUUUAUCCUCGUGUUUCGUCGAUUAAUGAUAUAAAUAUUAUCUCGUCUCAUGUCCUCGAUUAUGAGGAUUUUAUCGAGGAUCUGAGGGAAUUCAUGAGAUCCGAGAUGAAUUUCAUGAAGAGCGUGUCAGUGAAUAAUGUUAAGAGUGGAGAUGCCAUGCAACUUAAUAAUGUUGAGGUAUUGUAUACAAAAGUGCAGAGGGUUUAUGUGAAACCUCAGCACAAGGAGGAGCGGCAGAAAGACCUGAGGGUCAAUGUGGAGAUUCACUCGGGGAUCAGUCCUGUUUGUCAAAAGAACCUGUGUGUUCUUCUGGCAGACGAUGAGGAUCCCUGCUUCCUCUACUCACUCCUAAUCAACGACGAGGACUUCAAGAUCCUCAAGGCUCAGCAGGGUCUCCUGGUGGACUUCGACAACUUUGCAACCCAACUUAUAUGUCUCCUCGAGCAAUGCAACGUGUCGUGUCCAGGUGCAUCGAAAGGUCCACCGAAAUUUCUGCUGCUCCUCGCCGAGGAGAACAGCGAUUGGAUUUUCAAAUUGGUCGAGACGAAUAAUUUUAAACACUUGUGUCAUCUCAGUCUCAGCAUUGCACCGGCCAGUGAUAACGAUAUUAAAACACACAUGGCGAUGAAGAUAAAAAAAUUGAAGGAAGAUCUGGGGAACAGGAAUAGAGAGGCGGUGGGAUUGGAGACGAGGCUGAAUGCACUUAAUGAGGAUUUUGAGAGCAAGGUGAGGGAGUAUGAGCAGCUGGAGCAGAGAUUUCUGGCAGAUAGAAGCCAGCUCCAGAUGACGGCUUCACAUCAACUCAGUAUUGAGAAAGAAAGAUUGGCCCAAGCAAAACUCGAAUGGCAGAAGGUCUCAGAGUUGGAAAAAAUCGCGCUGGAACGUCACCAGAGUGAGAUCCUGCAGCAACUCCACACAGAACUCUCCGAGCUUCGAACUCAGAACCAAUCCUACCGAGAAAAACAAAUCUCCCUGGAAGCGACAAACUCAGAACAGCUAAAACAACUCCAAACCCUCGAGCGAGACCUAGAGAUAACCCAACGAGACCUUUCCAACCUGAAGAAACAAAAUUCAAAACUCGACGUCGACUAUCACGACAAGGACAAAGUCGUUAACGAUUUAAGAAUGAGAGUAGCAGUCCUCGAGCAAGAUCUGAAAGACAAAACAAUUCUAAUCAACAAACACACGGAAAUGUGGAAAGCAGGAAAAGAGCAGAAACAGCAAUUGGAGGAAUUGCUCUCAGAAAAGGAGAAUCAACUCCAGAGAAAACAGAACGCUCUGAAACACGUGGGUGACGAAGUCAUCAAAGCUAAUGAAAUAAUUAAAAAAAUUCAGAAUGAGCUGUCGACAGCCAAAUCGAAAUUAAAAUUGAGAACGAGUAUCUGCCUAGAGCAGGAAAAAUUACUGGAUACAAAGCAAAAAGAGAUUGGCCAACUAGAGACUAAACUGGAGGAAAAUUCAAAAGUAAUGAAAGAUCUCAAAUCUGAAGUGGAGAGUCUGCAGAAUGAGGUGAAAAUGUUGAAGUGCCAGGUGGAAUCUCAGGAGAAAACGAUAAAGAACAAUGACAACGUGAUCGGUUGGUUGAAUCGUAGAUUGGCUGACAGCCAGAGUCCUCUCCAGGGUGUGACGACUCCAGCGGCAGUCAGUGUACCAUCCAAUUUUCAAUUGACAUUACCGAGGAGCAAUAAGUUCCUUACAAAUAAAUUUGAGAGUAAAACACCGAAUACUGGAACAACACUUCAGCAUAGCGUUCCAUUGACAGGGGGAUUCAACCCCAGGAAUGGUAUAGUCCAGGGUUGCAAUGUCAAUCAGACGUCGAGGACGUCUCCAGGAAGAGCAGGAGUUGGAGUUAUCACAGACAGCACUGUAGGACCUGGGGCUUUUAUCAGGCCAGGACACAUUGGAAGCACGAGUACACCCAUGGAGAGGAUGAAUAUUUACCAGAAACUACCAACUGCUGGAUUCACGGAGACUGGGGGGAAUGGAGUGAAUGAGAAUAACAAUGUGCCUUUGGGGUCCAACAUGGUCAAGUCGAAGAGUGCAUCUGGCAUUGGGUUGAGGAGAACUGUCUUGGAUAAACCUUUGUUACCUUCCGCGUACUUUUCCAAGCCUCUCCAUUGAGAAAAGGGUGAAACCGUUUGAAUUUAUUAGAUUAGUGAAGAGGUGUAAGACUGCGAGUCGCUUUAGUUAAUUGAUAGGGAGAGUGUAGUAAAAUUAAACACUCCAAAAACAAAUCCUUAAUGUAAUUCAGGGUAACGAAAUUUUUAUCAAUUUCUUAUUACUGGAAGUACUGCUGAAAAUUAUGAUUUUCUCCUCACUGCUUGUUUAGUUCUGUGAAUUGAAGUCAAGAAAGUCGUUAAUUCUUGAUUUAUAAAUAUUAGUUUUCCAUCAAUAAUUUCCCUUUUAUUGUAAUAAUGUAAAAUGUAGAAUUUUUGUGAAAAAGUCCUCGUCAGAGAAGUGUUUCCUGGCCUCAAAGUACAAACUAUAUCAUAAUCCAUGAAAGAUGGGAUGAUUAUAUUUUCAUAGAUCACAAGAGUAUUGAAUAUUUCUUGCCUUACAUCAUUGUACAUAUUGAAUCACCUAGACCGAAUUGGUGUUCUAGUUUAAUAUCACAUGUAAUACUUGAUCACUUAAGAACAAAUAAGAAAAUCGUAAUUGAAAAUCCAGUAUUAGAAGCAAUUAGCAAUGAUUAAGGGAGUUUGUUCAUUUAAUCUACGACAUUAUCAGUAAUAAAUUUUUUAAUAAAAUUAUAUUUUAUACAA
This is a messenger RNA of Fopius arisanus, 3193 nucleotides long. It is a transcript of the gene Sas-6, whose product is annotated as spindle assembly abnormal protein 6 homolog. The record is from RefSeq and is a predicted model, not a curated record. Gene Ontology annotation, biological process: centriole replication. NCBI's taxonomy places the organism in Eukaryota, Metazoa, Arthropoda, Insecta, Hymenoptera, Braconidae. The transcript has 3 exons. Gene Ontology annotation, cellular component: centriole; centrosome. The coding region runs from base 525 to 2552 and encodes 675 amino acids.